Molecule: messenger RNA, 531 nt
Organism: Prorocentrum cordatum
Lineage: Eukaryota; Dinophyceae; Prorocentrales; Prorocentraceae
Source: the annotation of a GenBank genome assembly
AUGACGGUAUCGGGAGUCCUCGGUUUAUUCGUUGCGGUUCUCUUCGGCAGCGCGUCUGCAUGGCCGUUCAGCGGGGCGUCCGCCACGAUGCCUGGGAAGAUCAGGCUGCGGGUGGAUCCUCUCGGGAUACACUCAUUCGCGCUGUACGGCGUUCCUGACCCCAGCAGGAUGGAGCACGACAUAUUCUGGGCCAUCACGAACCCAGGCGAGAUGGCGCCAGUCGAGGUGGACGCCAACAGCUCGUUCGUUUUGCGAUCUACGGACAUGAAGUUCCGCACCAUCAUAUUCGUGGACAUGAACCACGACCUGCGUACCAAGGCUUCGUAUCCAUGGAAAAUAUGUUUCUCCAACCCCAUGGUUGAUUACGGUGCGAAAAUUGAGCUCAAGCACAGCACUUCGGGGUUCACUUGGAUCGAGGAGGGCCAGCAGUUGUGCCAGGCGACCGACCACAGCCACGACUUCGAGUUGCACGACCGGGAAAAGGCGCCAAUAUUCACCAUCAAGGUCAGGGAUCCGAGGGGGGAGCUGUGA